AUGUGCUCCUCACACUGAUCACUGCACUCUGUGGUGCUCAUCAUGUGGUCUUUGAAAUGCUGUACUGUGUCAGUAUUAUGGAUUUUAAACCUUCUCUAUCCCUCCACAGAACCUGUUGUAUCAGAGGCCUGUAAACGGCGUCCCCACAGCAGCGGCAGCAGCAGCCACUGUACCUCUUGCUGCUCCUUCAAACACAAGUAGCAACGUGCUCAGGAUUCCUGAUCGCAUGAUGCAGAACCUGCGUCCUGCUGGAGUACUAAAGAGGAAGCGUGAUGAGCAGCAGGAUGAGGAUCGGCCGUACAUCAAGAAGCCGCCAAAUGCCUUCAUGCUCUUUUUGAAGGAGCAGAGGGCAAAGGUGAAGGCAGAAUUAAAUAUAAAUAGGAAUGAGGCUGUGAAUGCAGCCGUAGGAGAGAGGUGGAAGUCGCUCUCAGAGGAUCAACAGGCCAAAUAUUAUAAGCAGGCUGAGGAGGAAAGAAUGCUCCAUGCACAACAGCAUCCAGAGUGGUCUCCUAAAGACAACUACGGCAAAAAGAAGAGAGUUCAGCGUUCCACCUGCAGCACAGCAUCUGCAUCCAAACCUGUAAAGGAAGCUCAAGAGGCCAAGUGGACAAGUUUCAAUGUCCCUGUGUGUGGCACGUUCCAGUUGCCUCAAGUAAAUCAGGUCCUCCCUGCUUCUGAUGCAAACUCCCAUGCAUCCACAUCAUUGGCUUCCUACGCUGGACCAAGUCAACCCCAGACAGAAGCAAUCUUCUCUGACGACACUGGAGAGGAUCUACUAUCAAUACCUGAACACCGUGAUCCCCUCCUUCCUGCGCCACAGCCGCUGGAGCCCGUCUGUCAUUACUCAGACCCCCACACUGGUCCUCAAGGGGAUCAGAUCAGCCCUGAUUCCCCUCCAUCCACUGAUGUGAACCUGUUGUAUCAGAGGCCUGUAAACGGCGUCCCCACAGCAGCAGCAGCAGCAGCCACUGUACCUCUUGCUGCUCCUUCAAACACAAGUAGCAACGUGCUCAGGAUUCCUGAUCGCAUGAUGCAGAACCUGCGUCCUGCUGGAGUACUAAAGAGGAAGCGUGAUGAGCAGCAGGAUGAGGAUCGGCCGUACAUCAAGAAGCCGCCAAAUGCCUUCAUGCUCUUUUUGAAGGAGCAGAGGGCAAAGGUGAAGGCGGAAUUAAAUAUAAAUAGGAAUGAGGCUGUGAAUGCAGCCGUAGGAGAGAGGUGGAAGUCGCUCUCAGAGGAUCAACAGGCCAAAUAUUAUAAGCAGGCUGAGGAGGAAAGAAUGCUCCAUGCACAACAGCAUCCAGAGUGGUCUCCUAAAGACAACUACGGCAAAAAGAAGAGAGUUCAGCGUUCCACCUGCAGCACAGCAUCUGCAUCCAAACCUGUAAAGGAAGCUGAAGAGGCCAAGUGGACAAGUUUCAAUGUCCCUGUGUGUGGCACGUUCCAGUUGCCUCAAGUAAAUCAGGUCCUCCCUGCUUCUGAUGCAAACUCCCAUGCAUCCACAUCAUUGGCUUCCUACGCUGGACCAAGUCAACCCCAGACAGAAGCAAUCUUCUCUGACGACACUGGAGAGGAUCUACUAUCAAUACCUGAACACCGUGAUCCCCUCCUUCCUGCGCCACAGCCGCUGGAGCCCGUCUGUCAUUACUCAGACCCCCACACUGGUCCUCAAGGGGAUCAGAUCAGCCCUGAUUCCCCUCCAUCCACUGAUGUGAACCUGUUGUAUCAGAGGCCUGUAAACGGCGUCCCCACAGCAGCGGCAGCAGCAGCCACUGUACCUCUUGCUGCUCCUUCAAACACAAGUAGCAACGUGCUCAGGAUUCCUGAUCGCAUGAUGCAGAACCUGCGUCCUGCUGGAGUACUAAAGAGGAAGCGUCAUGAGCAGCAGGAUGAGGCUCAGCUGUACAUCAAGAAGCCGCCAAAUGCCUUCAUGCUCUUUUUGAAGGAGCAGAGGGCAAAGGUGAAGGCAGAAUUAAAUAUAAAUAGGAAUGCGGCUGUGAAUGCAGCCGUAGGAGAGAGGUGGAAGUCGCUCUCAGAGGAUCAACAGGCCAAAUAUUAUAAGCAGGCUGAGGAGGAAAGAAUGCUCCAUGCACAACAGCAUCCAGAGUGGUCUCCUAAAGACAACUACGGCAAAAAGAAGAGAGUUCAGCGUUCCACCUGCAGCACAUGUAAGAGGAGAUUUUGACUGUUGGGUUUUAACUUUUUCAUUUCCAGCCCCAACCGGUCGCGGCAGAUGACCGCCCCUCCCUGAGCCUGGUUCUGCUGGAGGUUUCUUCCUGUUAAAAGGGAGUUUUUCCUUCCCACUGUCGCCACGUGCUUGCUCAUAGGGGGUCGUUUUGACUGUUGGGUUUUAACUUUUUCACUUUCAAACUCUUUAACUUUGUUUUAACUGAGUCUUUUAGCACUACAGUAUAUGAAG
Archocentrus centrarchus (flier cichlid) is the source of this 2416-nucleotide messenger RNA. RefSeq names its product transcription factor 7-like 1-B. Gene Ontology annotation, molecular function: RNA polymerase II cis-regulatory region sequence-specific DNA binding; DNA-binding transcription factor activity, RNA polymerase II-specific. NCBI's taxonomy places the organism in Eukaryota, Metazoa, Chordata, Actinopteri, Cichliformes, Cichlidae. The record is from RefSeq and is a predicted model, not a curated record. The transcript has 17 exons. The coding region runs from base 227 to 2182 and encodes 651 amino acids. Gene Ontology annotation, biological process: canonical Wnt signaling pathway; regulation of transcription by RNA polymerase II. Gene Ontology annotation, cellular component: chromatin; beta-catenin-TCF complex.